CUCCUUGAUAUAGCCAAGUGCUAAGAGGCGCUUGCAGUCACUUGGUGAGAGCGGCGCUCCGCGUGCUGUGGGGCUGGAGUAGUUUUCUGUGCGUGUGUGACAGACUGAGGGCUGGUGAGACUUGCGAGGGAGGAGGAGACGCAGCAGCAGAAGCGGCGGCAAAGUAGCAGCCGCCAGAGCCGGCUUUUCUCGUGCUCAGCGGCACCUCUAACUUGGGAACUGUCCACCAGCGUGAGCUCCUGAAAAUGAGCCUCCUGCCUCUCUAUCUGCUCGGAUUGUUCUUCAGUAAUGGGCAAGCACUUCUGCAAGUGUCAAUUUCCCUCAGCAAGGUAGAAGUCAGUGUAGGUGUAUCCAAAUUCUUCACGUGCACAGUUAUUGGUGAGCCUGAGAGUAUAGAUUGGUACAACCCUCAAGGAGAGAAGAUUGUUUCUAGUCAAAGAGUGGUGAUUCAGAAAGAAGCUGUCAGAUCACGGCUAACCAUUUACAACGCAAAUGUGGAAGAUGCUGGGAUAUACAGGUGUCAAGCAACAGAUUCUAGAGGACAAACUCGAGAAGCUACUGUUGUUUUGGAAAUUUACCAAAAACUCACCUUCCAGGAUAUCUCAUCUCCGCAAGAAUUUGUACAAGGAGAAGAUGUACAAGUUAUUUGCCGUGUUACUAGUUCACCUGCACCCAUUGUCAGCUGGUUGUAUCAAAAUGAGGAAGUCUCAAAUAUUGCUGACAACAGAUUUGCCAUGCUGCCAAACAAUAAUCUUCAGAUUCUUAAAAUCAAUAAAAGUGAUGAAGGACUUUACAGAUGUGAAGGAAGAGUAGAAGCCAGAGGAGAAAUUGACUUUCGGGAUAUCAUUGUAAUUGUGAAUGUUCCUCCAGUGAUUACAUUGCUCCAGAAGUCAUUUAAUGCCACAGCAGACCGAGGAGAGACAAUUACUUUAUUCUGUAGAGCCACUGGUUCUCCUGAACCUGAAAUCGGCUGGUAUAGAAAAGGCAAACGUAUUGAGGAAAAUGACAAAUAUACAUUAAGAGGAAGCAAUACAGAACUGACCAUCCGAGAUGUCAGAAAUAUUGAUGCUGGUCCUUAUAACUGUGAAGCAAGAAAUAAAGCAGGAAAGAUGACAAAUCAGACAUUCCUCCAAGUUUUUGUACAGCCUCAAAUAAUACAGCUGAGAAAUGAAACCACCUCUGAAAAUGGUCAAGCAACACUCAUAUGUGAAGCAGAAGGAGAACCUGCCCCUGAAAUUACUUGGAAAAGAGCCAUUGAUGGAAUAACAUUUUCUGAAGGUGACAAGAGCGCAGAUGGCCGUAUAGAAGUCAAAGGGCAGAAUGGAAAGUCAUCACUGCACAUAAAAAAUGUGAAGUUGUCAGAUUCAGGAAGAUACGACUGUGAAGCUGCAAGUAGAAUUGGUGGGCACCAAAAGAGCAUGUAUCUUGAUAUUGAAUAUGCUCCAAUAUUUGUGUCGAAUCAAACAAUAUAUUAUUCUUGGGAAGGAAAUCCCAUCAAUAUAAGCUGUGAUGUUCUAUCUAAUCCAUCAGCAUCUAUUCAGUGGAGACGAGGAAAAUUGGUUUUACCUGCAAGAAACACAACUCAUUUAAAGAUUCACAGUGCUGGAAGCAAAUUGAUAUUAGAGAUUGCCCCCACAUCUGAUAAUGAUUUUGGACGGUACAAUUGCACAGCCACAAACAGAAUAGGAACAAGAUAUCAAGAAUAUGUCCUUGGUUUGGCUGAUGUGCCAUCUAGUCCGCAUGGAGUGAAAAUUAUAGAAGUGUCUCAGACUAUUGCAAAAGUUUCAUUCAAUAAACCAGAUUCGCAUGGAGGCGUCCCCAUUCAUCAUUACCAAGUGGAUGUAAAAGAAGUCUCUUCAGAAACAUGGAAAGUUGUGCUUUCACAUGGAGUUCAGACAAUGGUUGUUCUCAGCAAUCUGGAACCAAAUGCAACAUAUGAAAUCAAGGUUGCUGCUGUAAAUGGAAAAGGGCAAGGAGAAUACAGCAAAAUUGAGAUAUUUCAGACUCUACCAGUUCGUGAACCAAGUCCUCCAUCUAUUCAUGGACAACCAGGAAGUGGGAAGAGCUUUAAACUUAGCAUAAUAAAACAAGAUGAUGGUGGCGCUCCUAUUUUGGAAUAUAUUGUAAAAUACAGAAGUAAAGAUAAGGAAGAGCAAUGGCAAGAGAAAAAGGUUCAAGGUAAUAAAGACCACAUUAUCCUAGAGCAUUUGCAGUGGACAAUGGGCUACGAAGUGCAAAUUACUGCUACCAACAGGCUGGGCUACUCAGAACCAACAUUAUAUGAGUUCAUCAUGCCACCAAAACCCAAUAUUAUUACAGACACACUCUUUAAUGGUCUUGGACUUGGUGCAGUUGUUGGACUGGGUGUAGCUGCUCUUUUAUUAAUUCUUGUCGUGACUGAUGUCAGCUGCUUUUUUGUACGGCAAUGUGGAUUGCUAAUGUGCAUCACCAGAAGGAUCUGUGGGAAGAAGAGUGGCUCCAGUGGGAAAAGUAAAGAGUUAGAAGAGGGAAAGGCUGCAUAUCUGAAAGAUGGAUCAAAAGAGCCAAUCGUUGAAAUGAGAACUGAGGAUGAAAGAAUUACCAAUCAUGAAGAUGGAAGUCCAGUAAAUGAGCCCAAUGAAACAACACCAUUAACAGAACCAGAGAAAUUGCCAUUAAAGGAAGAAAAUGGAAAAGAAGUUUUAAAUUCAGAAACUAUAGAAAUCAAAGUCUCUAAUGACAUCAUCCAGUCGAAAGAAGACGAUAGCAAAGCAUAAUGCAACAACUACGGCUGUCUAGAGGGGAGAAACAAGCAUUUGGAAUUUGGAUUCAAAUAAAUCUGUGACCAAAACUUUACAGCUGACCUUAAUUUGGGGGGCAACUUAAGAUGGAAUAAUUCAUAGAAGUAGUUCAAACUGCUUCUGUUGACUGUCCGUUUUCAUUUUAUUUCAAUAGUUUUAGUCUGUAGUCCUGGCUGACAUCAGUCCCGUGAUCUCAGUUUGGCAAAUCAGCCAAUAUAAAUAUUGUAAUUUAUUUUAUUGCUGGGAAAAAAAUCUCUUUAUAAAACAUCAAGAUACCCCCUUAGCCACAGAUUGUACAUGAGACAGCUGCACCUCUUAUAAUGGAAGUUAAACCCAUGAGAGAAAGUGCCAUAUACAUUUAUAUUUGUUUGUAUUUGCAAUUUUAAAAGAUUUUGGUUGCCUUUAAAAUAAAAUAAAAAUAAAAAUAUAUAUAAAUAAAUAAAUAUAUAUAUAUAUAUAUAUAAUAUAUCAGUCUCAGUUAGAAAUUAGAUAUAUGUGGCUGGCAAAGGCUAAAUAGUGACCUCAGCUACAGUUGACCUUUGACACAACAGACUUCUGCAUGGUGAUAACCCUGCACUUUCACACCAGUUCCUAAAUACAAUGAAGGGUUCAUAGGUUUGGUGUACAGAAAUUAACAAAGGUGUGAACUAUUUUGACAAAAAUCUUGAUCAUCUCUCACAUUCCACAGAAAUGUUAGCACUUCAGAUAUUUUCUAUUUUUGUUCAAAAGAUUGUCUGUUCGCUAAAAAUGUCAGAAUUUAUUUUGUGAGAAAAUAAAAUCUGAAUUAUUACCAUUGCACUCAGCUUAAAAGGAAAUCUUAACAAUAAAUACAAGCUCAACAGAGAUGCCACUAUCUAUUUAUAAAAGAGAAUAUUGCACAUUCUUUAUUUUCAUUCAUUUAGUACAAAAAUAAACGUCUUUGUUUUCAUUUAACAAGUUAUUUCUCUAAACCUGUAGGGCAGAAUCCAAAGAGCUACUUCUGGAAUAUCUAUGCCCAGCUGGAUUUUCAUUUUUUACCCCUUUGGGCAGUAGUCACUUCAUGCUGCAAUAUUACAAAAUGUUUUGGAAACUUCUCACCUUCAAAACAGGUUGUCAUACAAUAUGAGAAAACACAAGUCCAAAGCUUUUGCAUAUGAGGAACCAGUCACAUGGCUCUUUCGAUUCAGGCCCAAAUAUGUACUGAUGGUGUAAACUAUUAAGUAUUUGCCCUAAUUUCUACACUUUUUUCUCUUUUUAGUUUAGGAAUAGUUAUAACAACACUUAAUUUAUAAUGAAAACAAUCAUCACGAAAAGACAGAUUUCAAUAUAAUAGGAAAAUAUGAAAAUUAAACAUCUGUAUUGUCUUUCUCAUUAUUGUGAUUUGUUUUAAUGCUUAUUCAAUCCCUUAAGAUAUUUACCACAAUAAAUGAAUCCCAAUUAUUAACAUGAGGAAUAAAAAUUUGAACCACAUCUAACAAAGAGUCCGUUCAGACCAUUACUUUCUGAUCCAUGCAAUUAAAAGGGAGACAUGCUGAGAGUGCACCCAUCCUGACAUCCUCCUGGUGCCUUCCUUUGUAAGAGAAAUGUGGUUUUUCCAAAUCACCACUCUACUCACAACCCAAAUACUAUUUUACAUUGAGCUCAAAAGUUUUCUAGCUUGAAACAGGCUUUUCAGAGUGUUUUGAGCUUGAGACAAAAUGCCCUUCAAAAUGAAAGGCCUCUUUUGAGCUCAAAACAAAAUGAUCCCAUUUCGAGUUGAAAUGUUCUGAGCGUUUUGAGCACGAUUUUGUAGCCUUGUUUUUCUGGGAGAGCACAAUUGGGGUUUGCAGGUAGACCAGGCCUCCACUCCAUGUCAGCCCAACUCAGAGACCUGAUCUACCCAGUGACCUCAGUUGGUAGGCCCUUGAAAAACGACCCUACAAAAUGGCGCUGGAAACACUCAAAAUAUUUUGUGUUUGCUUUGUUGAAACAGCCAACUUGGCUGCCAUUUCAAUGAAACAUUUCAAGCAUCUUGCGUUUCGUUUCAAGCUGCUCUCCAGCACACUCUAUAAAGGAAUGUACCAAGAGGACAUCAGGACAUAUGCAAAUUGCAUCAGGAUGGGUGUGCUCCAGAGUUGCCAGAACCUAAGGGGUAUACUCGUGGGUCAAAUGGGCUGUAAGCCAGCAUUUGGCUUUUUUAAAAGCCAAAUCUGCCCACCUAGGUGUGCUCUCAGUAUAUUUUCCUUGUAAUUGUUUGGGAUGGAAGAAUGUCAUCCAAACUGGCCCAAUGAAUAUUUCCUCUUAUAUCCCCUCUUGUCAGAGACAACAGAAGGAAAUAUGGCUCAUUGUGCCUAAAAAUAAAAAUAACCCAUUCCAACAUGAAUUCAUAUCAGUAUAGGGUGUGUAAUAUUUAAACAACUAACAGGUUCCCAAUAUUCAGGAUUCCCAGUAUUCAUAUUUUCCCAUACUACCAUGAUAACCUUGGGUAGAAAUGCUGACUUUGUAGAGAGUAAGUAGAUGGCUAUGCAACCAGUGAGGAUGAAAGAGAUAAAUAAUAUUUGGUCAUUUGAUGUUAUUUUCAGCCACAGGUGAUCAAGGUUAAUAAUGAUUUUUUUUCUUCUUAAUAGAUUUGGAAAUUGAUUUGCUAAACAGUUAAAAUCUUUUUUUUCCCUUUUGAAUGUUAAACUGUGAUUGAACAAGAAACUGGGUCAAGUUAAGAAAAUUUAAGAUACAGAAAUUCAAAUCAAGGGGCUUGUGUUGCUAUGUUAUUAGUCCUAUGCUUAGGGAAAACCAGAAAGCUUGGAUCUGUAAGAUUGCUCUUUAACAAACUUGUCUUAGCAGGCAAAACAAUUAGCAGAUCUCUACAUGGCUUAUACUGAUUUUCUUAUCAAUUUCUUCCUGGGACUGGUAUUUAUUAGUAAUAUUCUGGAAGCUUUCUGCUGGACUGGACUCUUUUUUAAAAUAGCAGUUAUUGCUAAGUCCAUGUAUCAAUGAUGUCCCAAAAUAAAAACAAACUGAAGUCAGGUCCUCUUCUGCUAUUGAUUGAAAUGUUAUUUAAGUAAUAGAAAGGAGAAGGACCAUUAAAAAAAAAUCACACCAACCUGCUGUGCAGGUUGAUGAGGGUGAUUUAGUAUUGUCCAUGCCAUGUGACCAUCUAAGAAACAUGCCCAUGGUGCUUCUCCACAUGCCUCUUCUGUUAUUAUUAUUCUGAAGUCACAUGUGAUAUUACUUGUGUUAUUCCAAUGCAAGCAGUAUGGUGACAUGUGAUUGCACAAGCAUAAAGAGUAGCAGAAGAGCCUUGUUGUGCAGUAUUGUGGGAGUGUUUGUUAGACACUAGCAGCAGCAUGGGUGGUUAUUAUGUCAUGUAAGCCUGUGAUUGUCUCACUGCUGUGUAAGUUUGUACAAAAUACUACAGAACCAUUUGGGGACAGUGCCCUUAGGUUGUACUCUUAUCCACACUUACCUAGGAGUAAACCCUAUUGGACAUGGUAGGGCUUAUUUCAAGGUAAACAGGAUAGGAUUGUUUUAUUAGUUAAAUUUCAGUUGGUAUGUAGGGCUUUAAGCCUUUCUUCUUGGAAUUAGGUCAAACAUGGCAAAUACAGAUCAGAAUUUUACAGAACAAACCAUCUAACAAAAUAUCAGUGUUUCCAGUGGAAGAACAACACAUGAUAAUUUAUAAGGUAUGUAGAGAACAGGAAUAAAUUGGGUGUUCUUUCCCCCAUUAACAGAUAAGAGUAUUCCUAAAAAUAUAAAUGUCACAUUUCACUACCUGAGAGUAAAUGAGUUAGUAUAAAAUGUCAUCUGAGUCAUGCUAACAUAGCUAUCAGUAAAAGUAAUACAAAGUAAAGUAUAUUAAUGUUGGGCCUUGCAUCCCAUUCAAUCUUUGAUGUUCUUUGUCACUUGGCACAGUGGUGGUGAAUGUCUAAGACUGAAUGCACUAUUGCUACUCGUAUUACUAUUCUGUUCUACUGCUGAGUGGCAAAUGAGGGUGGAAGAUGCCCAUUAGAAGAGGGCAUUACUUGAUGGCAGAGGCAGGAGUUGCACAGAACUACACAAAGCUCAAUUCCUUGAAAGAGCAUGAACCAGUGACAUUAUUGACCAAUAUCACUAAUCCUCAAGGUUGCCACUCAGCAGUGGCUAGAUAAUGAAUUCAGAUCCUGGCAUGCACCACUACUGAUACAGAUGGUGCAAAGACAAUCUCUUUUAAAGUACAUUGGGAUUUUUUUUUAGAAGAUAAAGUUGGAUUUCCCAUAACACUUUUAAUUGCUGUCUGUCACUAUUUCAAUGUACAAUCUCCAAUAUAUGAUGAAGAAUAAUUUAAUUAAUGAAGGCAUACAUGUGGACUCACCUUUUGAUGCUCAUUCUGGUUAUGUCCAAAAACAAACAAACAAACAAACAACCUUCUAGGUCUUAUUCCUAAGGCUGGCUAUAAGAGGCCAAAUGCAAUGAUCAGAUGUUCCUUAUUUGAAGAUAAUUUUCUUAAAUGCAUUUAAGGAGAUCACAAACUUCUUAUGGCAGAGCAUUACAGCUCUGUAGCUAUCUGUAGACCAGGCACAAUGUUUUAAAAAGGCUCUUCUUUUUGCAGCUUUGAUCUUGGUGCCUGAAACCUAAGGAAUAUUUGGGAACAAAAAUCCCACCAUAUAGGGCCAUGCAAGAAUGUAGUAUGAUUUAUCCUAAACAGUUUAUAGGAGUGGAAUAGAAUUUCUGUAUUUCCAUAAGUAUAUACAGCUUACUUAGGCACACAAUAAAAUUAAAAAGAAAAAUAUAUAUAACAGCUGUUCUAUAACAAUAAAUUCCACUAAAUAUCUUCUUGCUUAGAACCUAUUGUGUAUCAGAAAACUGUUAUUUUUUUUACGAUUGUGAAAUAUUCUUUAUUUAAGUGCCAAUCAGUGAGUCAAUUUUCCCUGUUACUUAGAUAAUUAAGAUGUAUUUGUGCCUUUGGGUAGCAUGCCCCUCUGCUUCAGUAAAGCAAAAACACCAACAGCCCUUCUUCAACUAUUUAUCUAAAAUUUGCCCUGUUUCAGCUAAUGAAGAACCUCAUACUUCCCUUCCCAGAAAUGAAAAUAAACCUGGGCAUUAUCAUUCAUCCACAUUAACCAUUAAAAACCCAUCUACCUAAGAUGUGGCAAAGCCGCUAUUUGUUCACAUUUGUUUUGUAUGUUGCGAAAUGUACUUGUGUGUAUAGACUUCAGUGCUCAAAUUUCAGUCAGGAGAGAGUUACCUAUGAAUCAGAACUCUUGAGGAGGCGUUUCAAAGACAAAAACUCCAGCAAAGUGUCAUCUCCUACAAAAAGUCAGUAAGAAAAGCAAAAGCCAUGUUAAUAGCCCUUUUCAGGCAGUCCUCAGGAUACAAUGACUGUGCAUGGUUGGGGUGGCAACCGACAUGUUCUGUAGAAUGUAUGUAAAGAUACCCUCCCCAUCCCAUAUACAGCUUCAUAUAUGGGCCUCCUGCACCAUUCUAAUGAACAUACAUAGAUUGGGUUGAAGCCUGUCAUAUCAAUGCCACCUUCUCACACACAUAUGUUCUUUGUACAUGAAUGAACACCUCAAAAAGCCUAAUGCUAUGAGCUUUUGAGAGAUUUUCUUAUUUGACCAAUCCUUAUGGACAAUGUUGUUAGAACAUUCUUAUGCCAAAAUAGCCUUCCAAGUUUUUAAUUAUUCCCUUAACCCUAAACAUUUGUCUGUUUUACAUUAAGGAUCCUCAAAGGACUUUCCUUCCAUUUUCUAUGAAAACUAAAACCAUUAGGAAUAUUCCUUGCAAAGCUAGUACUGAAUUCACUGCCUGUGCUUUAGUUAUUACCAUAAAUUAUUUACCUACCACUUCAAUUAUUUCUGUGCAUGCGGUGGUGACAAGAUCUCUGCAUCACUGACCUAAAAUCACAGGCUACUAUGAUCACCCUACUCACUCUAAGAGAUAAAAAUAUAGCACAUUUCACAAAAUAAUUCAAAGGGUCCUUGAAGGUAUUUAGUUCGAUUGGAUAAGCUGUCCUUCAAUCAGAAUCUGUAGGCUAGAUAAUUCUAGCCCUUUGCAUGGUUUCAUCUUCUCAUCAGAGUGAAUCCAAAAGCUUGAUAUAUUUUGGAACUUUAAAAAGCAAUGGAUUAGAUUUUCUGUAAAUCACAAAUGACAAUAGUGUGAGCUCUGUCUGAACAAGACAUGAUAGCUGACAUUAUCUGUAGCAGUACAGAACUGCUACAUGCCACAUUGGGCUGCUGUGGACCCAUAAAGCAGUUCCAAUGCUGUAGAAAAUAGAUGGUUGCUUCCACAGUUUCUCCCAUUCAUGGCAAGGGGGAAAGCUGUGGUAGCGUUGCUGUGCACUCCUAUUCUCAACAGUACUGGGCUGCCUGAGUCCAAAGCUGUCCGGACACAGUGCACAGCUGCUCCGUUCCACUGUGUGUCAUGUCAGCCAUUAUAUAUAUUUGAUCUGUUUUCUUCUUUUAAGUUCAUUUUUGUGCAGGCAAAUACAUGGAAACGAGACUGGUUAAGAUCAACAUGUGUAUACUUCUAUAACAAAAUUACAUUAAAGAAGCUUCUACACACUUUUUGAACCACUUUCCAAGAUUUAUUGUAAGGAGCUGCAUAUUGAAAUUGGCUGCUGAUGCAAAGCAACUAUACACUAUUAAUUUUUCAAUAUUUCCAUCAUUCAUCUAUAAAUGAUUGAUUUAUAUACAGAUUGUCACAACCUGAUCAAACAGUUGCUGAGGCAACUGAGGUCUCACAGCAGUAUUUGUAUCAAUACAAUUUGUAUCAAUUAUAGUUUGUCCCCUUAAAAAAAACAAAAACCCAUGGUCCCUUUCUGGAUGAUAUUUAAGCUUUGAUAUAGGUUUUAUCAUAACUGUAGGAAAUGAAAUAAAAUGGGCAUGAUCCAGCCAAAAGCCAGCCAAUUAAAGUUCAUAGGGGACAUUUAGGCAUGUGCUUUAACUUUCCCAUUGAAAUCAAUGCAACUUAAAACUGCUGAACUUUGGGUGAAUUAUGCCCAUUGUAUCUUACCACAUUUGUGUUUUAAGAACACAGGUGGAAUUGAGAAUGUUACAGUGAUGCCACGCAGGGAGCAGUGACAAAAUAGGGACAUUAAGACAGCAGAUGCAAAGGAUGAUGGUGUAAGCCAAAGAGAAAGCAGCAGGUGACAUGGAGGCAAAAGAUGGAGAGAAAUGCUGGCAGAGAAGCUAACACGCAGAGAGGGCCAUAAUGGGACAAAAAGGGAAAGGUCUGAUUAUGUUUUUAAGGGAAAUUUAAGAGGAUGAAACAACUUUAAAUCCUGCAAAUUAUUUCGGUUGCAUUCACAUGAAGCUCUGAAUGUAUAUAAAUCAAGAACGCAAAAGACGAAUUUGAACCCUUCUGGAAAAUGCCAUUGCUCAUGCCAGACAUAUAGGCUACUUAGACAAGAUUAAGAAUAGCUUCCUGCUACAAUGAUUGUUGGGGUAUGUAUUUUGGAUUCUGUGUACAGUAUAAUCUAAAACAUACCAAUUUUUGUUAGUUAUGUUGUUUCAAGAGUCAAUAUAUGGUAUCUGCCACCUGAGUUAGUUCUGGCUAAGUUAGCUACCACUGGAGCAAGUUUGUUUAUUGUUUCAAAAUUUUAUGUCCCUCUGAAAUGCUGUAUAUAUAUCUAAACUGUAAAAAAAAAAAAAGAUACUGCAGAUGCUGAAGUUUUGUAUUUAUGAAAGACAUUGAAAGUAUGGAUUACAGUUCUAUCAAUUAUUUGUCACUCUCCACCAUUUGUAUAUUAAUAGUAAAAAGACUUUUACUUUAACAAA
Molecule: messenger RNA, 10489 nt
Organism: Hemicordylus capensis (graceful crag lizard)
Lineage: Eukaryota; Metazoa; Chordata; Lepidosauria; Squamata; Cordylidae
Gene: NCAM2
Product: neural cell adhesion molecule 2
Exons: 18
Coding region: 246-2756 (836 amino acids)
Biological process (GO): cell adhesion
Cellular component (GO): membrane
Molecular function (GO): protein binding
Source: RefSeq, a predicted model, not a curated record